Serendipita indica DSM 11827 is the source of this 939-nucleotide messenger RNA. The record is from the annotation of a GenBank genome assembly. NCBI's taxonomy places the organism in Eukaryota, Fungi, Basidiomycota, Agaricomycetes, Sebacinales, Serendipitaceae.
AUGUCUACUCUCACUGCUCUCUCUCGCUUUAACUCCCUGGCUUCGCAAGGGACUGACAACACGACGCAAGCCGUUACCAAAGCUACUCACGAAAGUUUUCAGCUCAUAGAGCCUUGGACAUAUGCAAGGUCAGGCCAUCCCGAGGUCCAAGAAAUCCUCGGUAAAGUUAGAAACGAAGUAAAGCGCUACUAUAACGCUGUCAAUGGGUCACUACAGACGGCUCAAUCUGGCUACUCAUUCGCCAAAGAUGCCGAAGCUCUCUGCGACUUUCUCAUGGAGCCCAAAGGAACGUACUCAGCCCAUGAAAUUCGAGAAUUCAUUGAUGAUAUGCGAGUCAUUGCUCGAAAGGCUCAUGCUGAUGCAAACGCGACAGCCGCCAUGUUUCGAAAGAAUAGGCAAAACUUUUAUAUGAUCACAAAAAACAUACCCACUACUUUAACCAGGAUUGAUCAAGAAAUGGAGUACCAGAACAGGCUUAUAAGCAAACGCAGGGACCGCAUUGAGCUUUACAAGACACUAGAGCUCUCAUUCGGGGCCAUGAGCGCCACCAUGGCGACAGGAAUCGCUAUAGCUGGAGCAGCUUUCCCUCCUGCACUUCUCGUUCUUCCCAUCCUUCUGCCACUAGCAACGCUCGCUGCCGGUCUCGUAGGCCGUCAUUACGAAUUGAGGCGUGAAGGUAUGCCCCAUCUUAUCCAAAGAUUGUGUGUCAAUAAUGGGAUAUCAGAUUCAGAGACCCAGGUACAAACCUGCGUCGAUGCGAUGGAUCAACUUGGAAGAAUGACCUCUGAUCUCGAAAAACUCGGGAGUCACAUCGAUAAAAUGGCUGAUUGGUGGCUUGGAGUCGAUGGCAUUCUUGAAGACAUUCGUUCGUGUCGAGGCUAUCCAGGGGGACUAUUUCGCAAGGCUCAGGGUGAAACCCAUCCGGGAUCAAUGGUGUGA